Symphalangus syndactylus (siamang) is the source of this 1104-nucleotide messenger RNA. RefSeq names its product alkB homolog 6, nucleotide demethylase (gene ALKBH6). Lineage: Eukaryota; Metazoa; Chordata; Mammalia; Primates; Hylobatidae. The record is from RefSeq and is a predicted model, not a curated record. Gene Ontology annotation, cellular component: nucleus.
GAUUGGGUGCAAGGAGUUGGUGUUGAUGGAGGAGCAGGAUGCCAGAGUCCCAGCCCUGGAACCAUUCAGAGUGGAGCAGGUUGUCAGAACUCGGGGUGCAGAGGGUGAAGGAGGCAGGCUGCUUCCUGAGUUCUUGGGUUGGGACUGCCCCGUUCCACCAAAUUCAUUCUUACUGUCAGAGUCCAUUCUGGAAUGGCACUGGACCCUUGACUUCAGACCCUGACCUGUCUGAGGACAUCCUGAGCCUGUCUCCAGGCAUAGGGGUUGCUCUGUGAUGAUAUGUCCUCUGUGUGGGUUGAAGGGCCACACCUUCAGGGGGUCUCUCUAUCCUAGGCACCACCUGUAAUCUACUAUGUCCCUGACUUCAUCUCCAAAGAAGAGGAGGAGUAUUUGCUUCGACAGGUGGGCUUCCCCAUCCCCGGGGGAUGGUUCCUGAGCGGCUGCCCCCAUGGCUUCAGCGCUACGUGGACAAAGUAUCUGACCUCAGCCUCUUUGGAGGCCUCCCAGCUAACCAUGUCCUCGUGAACCAGUAUCUGCCUGGGGAGGGCAUCAUGCCCCACGAGGACGGACCACUAUACUACCCGACUGUCAGUACCAUCAGCCUGGGCUCCCACACCGUGCUGGACUUCUACGAGCCACGGCGGCCAGAGGACGAUGACCCUACAGAACAGCCUCGGCCUCCGCCACGGCCCACCACUUCGCUACUGCUGGAACCGCGCAGCCUGCUGGUGCUCCGCGGCCCCGCCUACACGCGCCUCCUCCACGGCAUCGCCGCCGCCCGCGUAGACGCGCUGGACACCGCCUCCCCUCCGCCCAAUGCGGCAGUCUGCCCGUCGGCGCGGCCCGGAGCCUGCCUGGUGCGCGGCACCCGGGUCUCGCUGACCAUCCGCCGCGUGCCCCGCGUGCUGCGCGCCGGCCUCCUGCUGGGCAAGUGACCGCCAGGACCGGGACCCCUCGGAUUCCCGGGUUCCUGCCCCCUUGGGGCUGCUGUGACUCUGCGACCUUGGAACCGUGGGCAGAGGGGGCUCCCCUGGGUAAUUUAUUUUCCCAAUAAUUGUGUGUGAGCUACCGAAGACCCCAUACCAAAUAAACAGAAAAUCUUAA